AUGAAGAAAUUUCCAGAAGAACUUGACCUACAGAUUGUAUGCUGUGGAGCUCUUUGUUAUAUGACAGAAGAGCAAGACUCACUAAGUAUUGCGUUCUUACAACGUGAGGGGAUGAGGACUCUGUUAUCCAUCCUUGACAGAUUCCAAAAUGAACCUAGACUAAUUGUUGUGGCCUUCAUGACAUUAGAAAAUUUACUUAAAUCGGACCGUGAAGACCUUGCAAACUUACUGGAAUGUUAUGAUAUAUCCAUGGUGAUUGAUAUCAUGGGUAGAUUUCCAGACAACGUUGAUAUCCAGAUAUUUGGUUGUAAACUAGUCACACUCGCCACUGAUGACGACAAGAAGAAGGAGUUGGAUGCCACGCCUCUCCUUGACAUUCUGGACAGACGUAAAUCCAUGCAGGACGCCAUUAUCUGGGCAAAGCAAGCUCUCAAUCACAUCAAGCCUGGGUUGCUGCAAAUUGAGGAGCGGUAGAGACUUGUCUUUUUUCUCUUUAUUUAUUGUUUGUAU
This is a messenger RNA of Saccostrea cuccullata (small rock oyster), 510 nucleotides long. RefSeq lists its product as uncharacterized. The record is from RefSeq and is a predicted model, not a curated record. Lineage: Eukaryota; Metazoa; Mollusca; Bivalvia; Ostreida; Ostreidae. Bases 1 to 474 code for a protein of 157 amino acids. The transcript has 5 exons.